This is a messenger RNA of Phycodurus eques (leafy seadragon), 804 nucleotides long. RefSeq names its product diablo IAP-binding mitochondrial protein-like. The transcript is spliced from 6 exons. Lineage: Eukaryota; Metazoa; Chordata; Actinopteri; Syngnathiformes; Syngnathidae. The record is from RefSeq and is a predicted model, not a curated record. Gene Ontology annotation, biological process: intrinsic apoptotic signaling pathway in response to oxidative stress; neuron apoptotic process. The coding region runs from base 1 to 780 and encodes 259 amino acids. Gene Ontology annotation, cellular component: mitochondrion.
AUGCAAGCCGUGCGUCAGUGCUCAGCAUGCGGCAUCCGGGCUACGGGGGGACUUUUGGGCUCGCAAAGAGACGCUUCCAGCAGGAGUGGAGCAGCGUGCAGUCGCCUGCUCAGUUCUGCCAGUGUCCUGUUCAGCACCAGAAAGACGGCAAACAGGAAGUUGCUGCAAGGGCAAGUGUGCGCACACACAAGCGCUGCGCCUUCAAGCUUGAGCCACCUUUGUUCUGCACCGUCUGUGCAGCAAGCGGAGCACCUGACUCACGACGCCCUGAUCAGAAGGGCGACGUCGCUGGUCACCGACGGCACCGGCACACUCCUGUCGCAGAGCACCUUCGCUCUGGUCGACGCGCUCGACGCCUACGCUAAGGCUGUGCACAGACGCAUUGCCCUGCAAAGACGUUAUCUGACCUCGUUGGGAAAACUGAGCCCCGCCGAGGAGGACUCGCUUCAGCAGGCCAUAUAUGGACAGAAAACAGAGGUCAGCGAGCAGCUGGACGAAUGCAAACGCUUCGAGACCACCUGGAUCAAGGCCGUCAACUUGUGCCAAAUGGCGGCGGAGGCGGCGUACGCGGCCGGGUCGGAGCAGGCGUCCGCCACGUUGACGGCCAGCGUCCGGCUGGCGCGGUCGCACGCCGACCGGGCCCGGAGCGCGGCGGGGGCGGCGGACAAGAAGCUGGCCGAGACCAAAGUGGACGAGAUCCAAAGGAUGGCGGAGUACGCCGCCUCUUUGGAGGACGCCGACGAGCUGGAAAUACAUGAAGCUUACUUGAGAGAGGACUGAUUGAGGACCACAGACACUUUGUAG